UUCAAUGGGAUUGUGAAUGGAGAAUGCUGCAAGAUGGCGACUAAUGCAACUGCUACAAACUUACCAUCUUUUGAUUGUCCAACAUGGUGAGAAAAUGCAUUUACCGGGAUAUUUAGGUUGUACAAGACGCCAAGUGCAUGCAAAAUAACAAAACAUUAUUAAAUUUUUUAUUUUGUAGCUAGAAACGUAUGUAUUUUAGCCACGUCUUGUUAGCUAACAUGCUAGCUAGCUGAUACAUUUCACUGACUGGUGUGCUUAGCUUUUGGUCCUUGUUGUUUUCAGGGCAGGCAAGCCCCCUCCAGGACUCCAUUUGGACGUGAUGAAAGGUGACAAAAUGGUCGAGGUAAGAGCUUGGGGCUUCUGGGACGAAAAUUUGAACUGCCUAUCUGUAUUAGCAGCACUUUAAAAAGGCUAGAUGAUUUGUAUGGUUGCUUAGAAUAUGGGUAAUAUCUUGAUAAUAGAUCUGCCAUUACAGAACUGACUGGUUUACUUACUUUCUGUACUAACUGUACCAGCUCUAUCAAAAGCUAUGCUAGAUAACCAUAUGAUGUGGUCCUACGUGAUGUAGUUUACCUAUAGAUGUCUAUAGUCUAGACUGUCUACUUUAAUAUAGUAAACACAAUAUACAAUAUAGUCUACUUCAGUCUUUAUACUUCAAUAUAGGUAGCUAGGUGUCAUUGUGUACUUAACUAAAUAAACAAAUCGAUUAUGCAUGCAUGCACUAGAUACGGACCUGACUGCUCAGCCCAGUGCACAGUGGUGUCUGAGUUCCCUGACUGUUGGGUUUUAAGAAAGGUGCCACAGAAACAUCAGCCCUGAUAUUUAAGCUCAUGAGUGUGAAGGUGCACUCUUGAGUUAUGGCUCAGAGGCACAGUGCUUUAAACUGUUUCUUACAGCUGGCAAGGUUUUCAUUCAAUGUUAUCAGUGUUAGCUUGGUGUCUGUUUCUGAUCUCUAGCCAACUCCUUAUGGAAUUGUCAUGCUAAAACAGCUUGGCAUGAGAAUGAGUGAUGAGGAGUUGGCAAGAGAGCAGAAUUAGAUCCGGGACCAGGCUAUGGCGUUGUGACAUGAGAAAAUACACUUAUUGCCCUAUCUGUUGUUAUGAUGGUGAAUCCUUGUAGAAACUGAUCAUCGACGAGAAGAAGUACUACUUAUUCGGGAGGAAUCCGGACAUGUGUGACUUCACCAUCGACCACCAGUCAUGUUCACGCGUGCAUGCUGCCCUGGUCUACCACAAGCAUCUGAAGAGGGUGUUCCUUAUUGACAACAACAGCAGUAAGUGAAUUGUCUUACUGCAGCUAGUAAAAAGUACUCAAAAUGUAACAGUUGCAUCGCCUUAGAGGAGUGCACUGUACAAUAAAGGCCGUGCAACUAUAACGUUUUGUUGACUCUUUACUUCACUUACUUUUUAUAAAUGACAUCCGUACAUGGUAUGUGGACUUGAAGGUUGUACAUUACAUCCUCAGCGCAUGGUACCUUCCUGGGACACAUCCGCCUGGAGCCCCACAAGCCUCAGCAGGUCCCCAUAGACUCCACCAUGUCGUUUGGGGCAUCCACACGAGCCUACACCAUCCGGGAGAAACCUCAGAGCCAGCAAGGAACCAAUGCCGCCACGGGGGACAGCAAGGCCGGGGAGGAUGAGGAGGGGUCUAAGGGUCUUUUAGGAUUACCAGAGGAGGAGACCGAGCUAGAGGUGUGUGUCUGUGUGUCUUCAGUAGUUGGGCAUUUGUCUGGACAUGCUGGUAAGGAGGGUGUGUACUAUUACCACAGUAGCUAUAGAUACUCUAUGUGAAGCAGGACAUACUCCGUUAUCUUUUGUUCUGUCAGUGUCUUUGGUAUUUUUUAGCUGUAGCUUUUUCCAAUUUCGUGUAUUUAGACUAGGCUAUUCCUCUUAAGACCACGAGUGUAUUAACUUUGUUUCACUUCUCCUUUCCCAACCAUUCAUCCAUCCCCUCUCUGGGCUGUGACAGAACCUGACAGAGUUCAACACGGCCCACAACAAGCGCAUCUCCACCCUGACCAUCGAGGAGGGCAACCUAGAGAUCCAGAGACCCAAGAGGAAGAGGCGGAACUCCCGAGUCACCUUUAACGAGGACGAUGAGGUCAUCAACCCAGGUAAGCUCUCUCUUCAACCCCAUUGGCCUAGCACCCCAGUACCUAGUGCUGUUGAAGUAUUGGUUCUUUAUCUGUAGUUGAGGAAAAAGUGUUUCUGUGCCUGUCUUCAUAUUUCACAAAGUGUCUAAGAGACAGUUUUCUAUUUUAUGAUUUAAAAUAAAAAACGGAUCCCAGAUUAACACUCUUACUCUGAGAUUCUUUGUGAACAUGGGCCCUGAUUUAAGUAAUUACAUAAACUGAGGUUGGCACACGUCCUUAUUUUCACCCAAUCUAAACCUGUUGCUUCACUCAUAUAAUGCAUGCGGUAACUCAGUGCUUCUUGAAACAUUACAGAGGACAUUGACCCCUCAGUUGGGCGCUUCAGGAACAUGGUGCAGACUGCUGUCGUCCCUAUAAAGGUAAGCCUGGGUUAUAUCCAUAGUUACAUGCUGACCACACCGCUCGCGUGCGUAUGUUGAUUUUGUCCACCCACACCAGACGCGUAAUGUGUAAAUGUAUUUUGCAACGCUCGCGUGGGCAGUGUGGUCAGCAUGUAAGCCAUCUAUUGCAUGAAAUGUGACACUGCAACUUUCUACAAUUUGCAGUCUAGAUUGUCGAGAUCGUUUUGUACAAUCACGCUGCGAUUUAAGGAAGCCUAUAUUUAAGAAAAUUGCAAUGAUAUCCCAGAAACAUACACUAUACAUAGCCUACAGAUGAGUUGCUAAUCAGUCUUUUGUCAUUUCCACUCUAGAAACAGAAAAUGGAGAGGCACGGCUCACUUAGUAUGGACGAUGUUGUGACAAGGCGCAUCCACAACUACACCUUCGGCGGCGGCCUUUACGGGGACCUGCCACCCACCAGCCACGAGGGCCACCCUGCCGGGACCCCGAGCGGCGCCACUAUCCUGGGGGGUCUCCCGCUGCCCUUCCCCAACCCGGCCCCAGAGGUGAACCUAGCCCCUGACGCCCCCCAGCCACCUGUCACCCUCAACCCUGUCCCCAUCUCAGGCCCCUAUCCUUCCGAGGCCCUCAAUGAGCCCCGCAAGAAAAAGUACGCCAAAGAGGCAUGGCCAGGCAAGAAGCCCACCCCCUCCCUACUAAUCUAACCUUCUCCCUACACUAUGGCUCUUUCUCAAUUCGUCUUUCGUCUAUUCCUUGCAUCAUCUCUCAUGCAUUGGAGAAUAUCGAAGAUCUCUCCUCUUGGACCUUCUCCAAUGUAUUUUAAGUCUGAGGCGAGGAGAGAGGACACAAGGAAUCCAGGAAAGACGAAUUGGGAAAGAGCCAAUGUGGUGUAGGCUGGGCUGACUCUCAGGGUAUGGGCGGAGACAUCAGGGACCAUGACCCGUUGGAGGCGGAUCGAUUUUACUUUUAAGACUGUUUUGGGAUUUUAUAGUUUUGUCAAUGUUUUCUACGUUACUUCUUCAUUCUCCUAAAGAUUAUCCGAAAGACUUCAGUAGCACAUUCCAUGAAGACAGAAACACCACUCCUUCGGGAGCUGAAUGUUUGAUACGUUUUACAAAUGAAGUCAUAUAAAAAAAGACAGUUCUUGGCAGACCAAGUCAGUUGGUCAGGUAAGAGUAACUUGUGGCAUAAAUCGGUGUCCCAUGGCCGUGAUAUAUUACCUCUAAUUGAUAGUCGGGCAUCGUGCAGGGAAGCAAACACGAAGCGGAUGUAACUUAGGAAAACAGCCCUAAUGUUGG
This is a messenger RNA of Coregonus sp. 'balchen', 3791 nucleotides long. NCBI's taxonomy places the organism in Eukaryota, Metazoa, Chordata, Actinopteri, Salmoniformes, Salmonidae. The record is from the annotation of a GenBank genome assembly.